Molecule: messenger RNA, 369 nt
Organism: Aspergillus pseudotamarii
Lineage: Eukaryota; Fungi; Ascomycota; Eurotiomycetes; Eurotiales; Aspergillaceae
Exons: 2
Coding region: 1-369 (122 amino acids)
Source: RefSeq, a predicted model, not a curated record
AUGGUGCUUGACUGCGCCAUCGAUGUCUGUCUCCCGGCAUCCUUUGUGACGCACUCCAACAGAUUUGCCGACAUUUUGACCCGCGUUGGCUACGUCACACCUCUGUCUCUGUCCAUUGUUUCUUGCCCGUUGCUAUUAUGGUCGGAGGCAAUUACUAUGAUCUUCCUCUACCGCGUCAUCCAGAAGUCGGUCUAUCUCACUAUCCCUUGCGAUAAUGACCCUGUGAUUGGUGGGCGACCCUCCGUGAUUAUUACCCUACUCCUUACUCAGGCACGCGACACGCCUCAGUUGAUUUCUACUGGAUUGUCCCAAGAACCCCCGCCGGAAGCCUUCACCAUGCAUCCGGACCAAAGAGGGACCAACCCCUAA